AUGAACGGACAAAAGCCAAGAAUCGAAGUUGUCGUCACCGGCGUCGGGGUGAUUAGCCCCAUUGGCAUUGGCAGCGAUGUCUUUUGGAAGUCGAUGCAAGAAGGCCGCAGCGGUAUCCGGCCUAUCCAGUCGUUCGACACGGCAAACCUGCCCGUGCGCAUCGCCGGCGAAGUCCUCGAUUUCGAACCCAAGCAAUACGUGCGACCGCGCAAGUCGCUUAAGCUCAUGGCCCGCGACUCACAGUUCGCCGUGGCCGGUUCAUCGCUGGCCUGCGAACACGCCGGGAUCAAAGUUGGCGAAGUCGACCCCGAUCGCUUCGGAGUGGUGUUGGGGGCCGAUCGCAUCCGCAACACGCUGGAAGAAUCGGAAGACACCUAUCGCGCCUGCCUCAACGAGAAGGGUGAGUUCGACUUCGACCGUUGGGCCACCCACGGAAUCCAAGAGGCCUUCCCCCUGGGGUUCCUCAAGAUCCUGCCCAACAUGCUGGCCUCGCACAUUUCCAUCCUUUGGGACGCGCGAGGGCCCAACAACACGAUUCACCAAAACGAUCUCUCCUCGCUGAUCGCCGUUUCGGAAGCGACUCGCGUGAUCGAACGUGGCGAUGCCGACAUCAUGAUCACCGGUGGGGCCAGCUCCCGCUUGCAGCCGCUCGAUUGGGUGCGCGAUUGCCUUACCCGAGAAUUAUCUCACCGCUGCGAUCGCCCCGACGAGGCCGUGCGUCCCUUCGACUCCGAUCGAGACGGUCGCGUCAUCGGCGAAGGGGCCGCCAUCUUCGUCCUCGAACGUCGUGAACAUGCCAUCGCCCGUGGCGCACCGAUUUUGGCCCGCGUGGCGGGUUCCGCUUCGGCCUUCCAACCGGCCGCGCAAGACGGUCCGUGCAGUGGUGAUGCCAUUCGUCGCGCCAUCGAAACAGCCACGCGCGAUGCCGAGUUCGAGUUGAGCGACCUGGGGCACGUCAACGCUCACGGGGCCAGCACCAUCGUGGACGACCAGGUCGAAUCGCAAGCCUUGAGCCAACUCCUCCCCGACGCACCUGUGACGGCUCCCAAAAGUUUCUUUGGCGACCUGGGUGCUGCCAGUGGAGCGAUGGAACUGGCGGCCAGCGUGAUGGGCAUCGACCGCGGAUUGGUGCCCGGCACAUUGAACUACGAAUCGCCCGACCCGAGUUGCCCGGUCCACGUCGUAGCCGGUCCACCCCAGUUCUCUGGCAAAGACGCCUGCGUGGCCAUCAACCAUCUGCCCCAAGGCGAAGUGACCGGUCGGGCCCUCUCGUAUGGCUCCGCCGCACGCGACCCCCGCGGCAAGCCACCCACGCCUGAAGCCACCUUCCCCGAGAGUCCCAAGCUACCCUUGAACACGUUGGAAGACCGCAUCCGUCUGCUGCAAAAUCGCGCGACCACACUGCGAGCCGAAUUCGCGGCCGCUUUGGUCGAUGAGUCGCCCGACGGGCAAGACCUGCUCGGCUCGGCCAUCGACGAGAUCAUGGCCCGCGAUUACAGCGGUCCCCACGUCGUGCCCAUGCCGCACUCGGCUGCGGUGCAGCGGCACAUAACGAGGGUAAGCAUGUCGAAUCGCGAACGCUGGAUUCUGUACCCGUUGCUGGUCUUGGCCCUGGGAGCUUCGCUACGAACUCAGGUCUUGCCGAUCUUCAAAAGGCUCACGGCGAUGGAGUUCUCCGCGAACCAGAUUAGCUGCGACACCCUAGAGGUCUCGAAGUCGAUCCUCCUGCGUGGUGAGGACGGCAAAGCCCGGAUCGUGCUCUCCGAUGCCUCAGGGCGUUCGGGGCAGAUUCAUAUCUUCGGCGAGAACGGCAACUCGCUCAUCUCGAUGGGGGCCACCAAAGAAAACGGUUCGGGGGCCAUCAGCGUGUUCAAUGCCCAAGGCGAAAUCCAAGUGCGGCUCGACGCACUCGAAGGCGGCGGCGUGGUGGCCACCUUCGGCGAAGACAAGAAACCGCUGGUUGUCGUCGAGCACGAUCGCGAAGGCUCCGGAUCAGUCGUGCGUUACGACAGCCAAGGCCAUCGCUUCGGUAUGCUAGGGCUCCGCCUUCCCGAUCCUCCACCCGUGCCCGAAGGCACCGCCCCUGCCGCCACAGAGGAACCCGCUGGCGAAACGGCACCAACCACUGACGAACCUGCGACGGAAGCUCCUGCCGAAACCAACGAGCAGCCCGUCGACGGAAACACCGAAAGCCCGGCCGAAACCGACGGCAACUAG
Messenger RNA from Cladocopium goreaui, 2217 nucleotides. The record is from the annotation of a GenBank genome assembly. Lineage: Eukaryota; Dinophyceae; Suessiales; Symbiodiniaceae.